Toxoplasma gondii ME49 is the source of this 3822-nucleotide messenger RNA. Its product is annotated as cell cycle regulator with zn-finger domain-containing protein. The transcript has 9 exons. The record is from RefSeq and is a predicted model, not a curated record. NCBI's taxonomy places the organism in Eukaryota, Apicomplexa, Conoidasida, Eucoccidiorida, Sarcocystidae. Gene Ontology annotation, molecular function: palmitoyltransferase activity. Bases 833 to 2446 code for a protein of 537 amino acids.
CCUCGAUUGAAUAUGUUUCAAGCGUCUGCCAAAUAUCUUUGAUAACAUGUGAAGCGUGCUUUCUCUUGAUUAUCGGGGUCGCGUCGUCCAGAAAGGUUGACUUGUUUUCUUGCUACUGCGCAGAGGGCCGCUUGAAGACACUGUACCACGUUCGCCAAGUGUUGUACUCAGGAUCGAGGACUUGAAAGAGUUGUUGGUCCAGGGUGCCACAUACUUUGUCUACACCUUUGUUCCCUACCCCAUUUUAUGAAUGGUACAUGUGACCGUGUAGGAGGUCACAGCCCGGGAUAGUCCGUGACACCCCGCGAUGACGGCAGGGCCAGGCGAAAAGAUUUUCCACGACCCAGUCGACGGUGCAAGCGGAUCCAUUUUUUUCUUCUUUUUGCUUUCAGUCUCUUGCUGUAACCAGUGUCUUCCUCGCUGAUAUAAGACUGAGGCUCCGCUGAUCGUGAGCGGAGUGCAGCUGACCGGAUUCAACCCAUUGUCAUUUGGGCUCGUGCUGGUGCACAGGAUUUUCUCAAUCGGCAGUCGCCCCCGUCCACUUGAGCGUUUUGAAUUCUGCCAUUCCAAAUUCUUGGAUUCCGAAACGGCUUUCAUAUUUGCUCCACGUGCACUGUACGACCUGCGCGUAGCUCCAGCUUUCUCGUUCAAAUGACUUCUUUCUUGCAGCUCUGUGUUGCAUUCCUUAGUGGGCUUCCUCUGCUGCGGCGUCAGCCGUGAAGGCAGACGGAGACUCGUCACCUUUUUGGAAGGAGGACGAUGGCCACGAAGGGCUCCCGCUGAAUCACCGGCCAGUCGGAGCUGCCCUAGUCUACGGUCUUAGUCACCAGAAAUGAUCCCCCGGACCUGUGACGAUCCCCGCAGGGACUCGUGCUGCCCGCUCUUUUCUGUGGAUUGUUGCCCUCCACAUCCUUCCCCUUCCUCUGUUUUUCAGUCUGAUGGCAAGCAUGAACUUCCCGCUUCCGAAAUCCCCCACUCUUUUCGGGCUGUCCCUGAGGGGACAUUUGCCGCCAGGUCGCCACGGAGCCAUGGUGCAGGCCAACCGCAGGGAGAAUGCCCAUCAGAUGCUACGACGUCAGCUGCAUCCGAUACAUCCUCGCAGGCUCCGCAUGAUGUUCCAGUCUUCACUGAUUCUCUCCUCUCUUCCAGCACAUCGGAAUGGCCCCAUCAAGGGCCACGAAGUGAUGCUGUGGAGUCACUGGAACAUGCAUAUAUCUCUGGGACCGUAUCGAGCGACGAACCCGUUUCCGAAGAACCCCUCAGCAGCGACGAGGAAUACUUACCUUCAGUUGAUUUCACAAAAAAUGCAAGUUGCGAAAUGUCACCUGGCGACCUUCCCGAGUCACUAAAUUCCGUCAGUGAACCUGUCUCUAAGUUGCACAGUGGUCCCUCAAGACAUGCUACGGUCAUACGGCGAGCUCCCCAGAGCGCAAGGGACGGUUUCUCAGUAAUGAGGAAAGACGCAUCGCUUCGACAGCCUGCCAUUCCUCCCAUGGCACCGGUUCGGCUUCUUCCGUCAAGGCGGUGUCAGUGGCUCCGAGCGCUGCCGGUCGUCUUCCUUAUGGUGUUAAUCGCCUAUAUUCUUGCUGUUUUUGUAAUGUACCAUGCUCUCCCCUUGCUGCAGCUGAACAUCCCUCAGUCGAUGAAAUUUGCUUCUACUUACAACAGAGGUCUGUUUGAGCUUUUGGGCGUUGGUAUCCUGACUUUCCUCUUCCUCGUCUCGUACUGGCUAGCUGUCGUCACCCCGCCAGGCAGCAUCCCAAAUACUGACGAAUGGUCUUACUCGGCGCCCGAAAUUUUCGACAUAGAAGGGCUACCUUCGGUUGUGGAAACAAAAAAGACGGGGGCACGUCGUCACUGCAAAUGGUGUCGCCGGAUGAAACCGGAUCGGGCCCACCACUGUCGGGUUUGUCGUCAGUGUGUACUCAAAAUGGAUCACCACUGCCCAUGGAUCUACAAUUGCGUCGGCUGGAGAAAUCACAAGUACUUCAUGCUCUCGCUCAUCUAUGGGUCCCUUGAUUCCCUUCUCAUUGCAAUCUGCAUGUUCGAAACUGUCAAGCGAGUAGUGGCGUCGGACAAGGACCAGUUCGAAAAAAUGUUUAUGGUCCUGUUCGCCGAGACGCUCGAUAUUUUCCUCUGCACUCUCAUCACUGGGUUCUUCUUUUUUCACACGCACUUGGUUUGCAACGGCAUGACAACAAUUGAGUUCUGCGAGAAGCAAUUCAUGCGUCCGCGCACGCCCAUGCAAGAAAGUCUGUGGAACAAAGGCUGUUGGAGAAAUUUCACAGACGCAUUCGGAUCAAAUCCAUUAAUCUGGUUGUUGCCCAUAGAUAAUCGACCAGGAGACGGUGUUCACUUCAUCACCGAGGACACACGGCUACUUCACACCCCGGUUCUGCGACGUAUUCGGACCUUUGAGCCAAUAAUUGAAUCAUCAGUGGACUGAAGAUUGAACCAUGCUUCCGAGGUUUGCGUGGACAUUCUGCCACCGCAGAACACGCACCACUGCUGUAUGGGGCCAACGACUUCCAGGAAUGAAUUUGAGAGAAGGAAUACCGGCGAACGAGUUUCUGAGCACCCCUAGAAAUUCAAUGGACAUGCACCACGGCAGUUGCCCGCAAGCGGUCCAAAGGUGGCACGGCACAAAAAUGGUUACAAAAUAUCAGACUAUUAUUGCUAGACUAAAGAAUAUUCUGACGCCCCAUUAAAAUCCGAUGUAUUGCGAACAGUUGCUUUGUCCAUAAUCAUGCGUGGUAAUGUACAUCUACAGGCACAGUCCUACGUCAUGUGCGAUGCACUCCCUUGAAGUGGACACAUUGUUAUCAGAGUGACUACCUGAGGCUUUGGCACAACCGCUGCAACUUGGUUGUUGUGUAGCCCGAAUUGUUACUCUUUCCGGCGGGUCAUGUUGCAGUAGCAAAUCAAACUCAGUCAUUUUUUCAGGUCCCAUUUGGUUCUCCCGUGUGGAUGGCAUUCUAAAGCGAAUUGUUUUUACGUAUUGGAACUCAACAAGAGGAGAGGGGCACGGCAUGUUUCGUUCGCUCAAUCCUCCCCAUAUGUUUCUAUUCUGUAGAGGCUUUGUUUAUGGCAUUCUUCCUGACUCUUUCUGUAAAUGUGGCCAGAUACAAACGAAAGCCACAAGUUGAGCUGCCUGCUACUCUCUUUUUUCAGUAUGCCCCUGCCAAAUCUAGUGAUCAAACAGGCCCAAGCGCCCAUUGCGCGUUUACGACUACCAUUUGGGGAAAGCUCCAGAAUGUUUUUCAUGGCGAUAUAUGAAUUAAGGACUCUCUUCUUGGUACUUUUAGCGAGAAGGGUACAGAUAUAAGCCGGUUGCAGUACGGCACGCGUAGCAGAAUCCGAACAACCACUUCAGAGUAUGUAAUAAUGAGGCCAGCAGUUCUCCACCGCGGCAGUAAUAUAUCAUCCCUUUCCGGUUGUAGAAAAGCAUAUCCACACCAGGCUCAAGCAAUCAAGCAUAUACAGAUACGUGAUUUGAUAUGUGUUUAUUGUUGUGUGUAUGUACAGUUGCGACGCAGUUGUUUUUUUUUGUAGGAGUGCAGACAUCAUGAUGAGCAAUGUCCGGAUUUCGUAUCGGUCAAUGUCGGGUGCAACGAAGACGGCGUUUUGCUUCUGCGCCCUCAUUUUGGAAUGGCGUUUAGCAGUACAGAACGGAUGUGUUUCUUUGGAGAAGGGCCAAGUGAAGGCUUACUGUUUCCGCUAGGGCCUCGAAGAUCGGAAUGCAUGGAUGCAGAACGUGUUAUUGCUAAUAUUUACUUGACUUCAUCGUAUUAUGGAACUCAGGAAGACAAGAACGUCGAAACC